Molecule: messenger RNA, 3319 nt
Organism: Dermochelys coriacea (leatherback sea turtle)
Lineage: Eukaryota; Metazoa; Chordata; Testudines; Dermochelyidae
Gene: CHKB
Product: choline kinase beta
Exons: 10
Coding region: 814-2082 (422 amino acids)
Biological process (GO): phosphatidylethanolamine biosynthetic process; CDP-choline pathway
Cellular component (GO): cytoplasm
Molecular function (GO): ethanolamine kinase activity; choline kinase activity
Source: RefSeq, a predicted model, not a curated record
CGCUUGGAAGCGGGGUCCGGGUGUGUCUGCGGCGGUGAUCCGCCGGGUGACGCUCUCCGAGCCAGCGCUGCCGGGUAGUCAUUAGGGUCCAGGGUUAACGCCCCUCUCCGAGCUCGUGGCGGGCUCGGGCAGACCCUGGGUCACGCUGGGGGGUGGGCGACAGGCCGGCAGCGUGUCCAGCGACAGCGCAGCGUCCGGGGCCUGGUUGUGGGGCGCGGGGGCCACCUAUGGGGUGGGCUGUUGCUGCAGCGCCCCCAGGAAAGCUGCCUUGGCGCAGACCCCUGCACCCCCUAAAAAGCGGCUUGUCGUCGCGCUGGGGCUCCACUGCUGGGGGGAACCCACGGGCCACAGGGGCCGUGUCCUGACCUGGACCUGGGGCUUCCUCUCUCAGGCUGAGAUCUGCGCAGGGUGCGGCCGGAGCUGCGCGUCUCCGAGCGCCCGCCUGUGAGCUUUGCCCCCGCUCCGCGCACGAGUCGCUGCUGCCAGCCCAGUCACACGGCUCGGAGGGGAGCCAAGCUCCGGCUAACCCCCGUGCCCAGGCCGCGAGAGCCCUGCCCCCCGCAGCCUCGCUCCUGGAUCAUCCCCUCAACGUGCCCUCGGGCCUGCCUGGGGCAGCAGCCCAGCCAGGCUUUGGGAAACAGACCCGUGCCUGCUGCCUGCGCCAAGGCUGGCACGAACCGGAGAGGGACGGAAGGGGGGUACUCCCUGACCCCCCGCUCUGGGGCAGGCCAGGGCCAUGCUGGGAGCUCCCAGCAGGGUGCUGUCCUGGGCACAGCUGCGGCCCUGUGGGGGCCUGUGCCCAGGUCUCUCCACAUGCAGGCGGAAGAGCCUGGGGCUCUGUGGGCACACGCAGCCGGCCCCUCGGCCAGGGCGUGCUCAGGGGUGCUGGAGGGGCCCGGUUCACGCCCACGGCAGGAUCUGGGCAGGAGCUCGCUUGUGUGGGCUGAGGCUGAACUGGCCUGGGUGGGAUCCGCAAACCUUCCGGGCUGGGCCCCGUCUCCUGGCCUGCCUAGCGCUGCCCCCGCCCCCCCCCAGCACCUGGGCUGCGUCCCAGCGCACCGGGCCCCGUGGCCUCUGAUCUGGACUCUGCUCCCCUUUGCAGUGGGGGGGCUCAGUAACCUGCUGUACAAAUGCAGCCUCCCGGACCAGAUCCUGAGCGUGGGCGAUGAGCCUCGGCAGGUGCUGCUGCGCAUCUACGGGGCCAUUCUGCAGGGCGUGGACUCGCUGGUUCUGGAGAGCGUGAUGUUUGCCAUCCUGGCAGAGCGGGCGCUGGGGCCGCGGCUCUACGGGGUCUUUCCCCAGGGGCGGCUGGAGCAGUACAUUCCGAGCCGGCGUCUGUGCACAGAGGACCUGCAGGACCCCGACAUCUCCAGGGAGAUAGCAAUGAAGAUGUCCCGCUUCCACGGCAUGGUGAUGCCCUUCAACAAGGAGCCCAAGUGGCUGUUUGGGACCAUGGAACGGACCCUGCUCUCUAGGUACCUGAAGCAGAUUGCCGAGCUCACCUUCCCUCAGGAAGCCCAGCGGAAGAAGUUCAACCAGCUCAAAGCCUAUAACCUGCAGAAGGAAAUGGGGAGCCUCAGGGAGCUGCUGGAGUCCACGCCCUCCCCUGUGGUUUUCUGCCACAAUGAUGUGCAGGAAGGGAACAUCCUGCUGCUGGCUGGGCGUGAGUCGCACCCCAGCGACAAGCUGAUGCUGAUUGACUUUGAAUAUAGCAGCUACAACUACAGGGGCUUUGACAUCGGCAAUCACUUCUGUGAGUGGGUGUAUGACUACACCUACGACACGUGGCCCUUCUACCAGGCCUCCAUGGAGAACUACCCCACGCGUCAGCAGCAGCUGCACUUCAUCCGGCACUACCUGUGGGAGGACUCGGUGCGGUGUGGGGACACCACGCAAGAGGAGCAGGCCCGCAUCGAGGAGGAGAUGCUCACCGAGAUCAGCCGGUUUGCUCUGGCCUCUCACUUCUUUUGGGGCCUCUGGUCCAUCCUGCAGGCGAAGAUCUCCACCAUUGAGUUCGGUUACCUGGAUUACGCGCAGUGCCGUUUCGAGGCCUACUUCCAGCAGAAGGCGCAGUGCCUGUGACCAGCCCGCUCUGCCUGCCCCGCGCUCGCCUGCCUGCUGCCUUAGGACCCCGGCCUCGCCGUGCUGCAGACACGUGGGGCCUGGCUGGAGCAGCAGAGUGGCCCCUCCCCGGCCAAGGGACAGCAGCUGGCAAGGACUCCAAGGGACCAACGCCCCCAGACCAGCCUCCCUUGCCCCCCGGGUGGGGGCGGGGGGGCUGCCCUGGCUGGCCAGUGAGUAGUGGUGGGUUCUGAGGGUCUGGCUCACUCCAGGGCAGGGAUCUCCUUGCAGGGUGUUUGGGGGAAGGGCUGGGCUGUCGGGGCAGGGAAACGGUUAAUGUUCCGGUCUGGGGAGUGAGGGCAUGGGCUGCCCUCCCCUAAUGUGUGAGAGGAUCCACACCCUCUCCAGGGUGGGCUGUGUGGGGCCGGCUCCCCCCGUACUGCCUCUCCCCACUGCCCAUUGUCGGAUGGUUCUGUGUGGACACAGGGGUCCUGCUGAGCAGGUCCCCUCCCUGGAGCAGGAGGGGCUCGGCUCCCCUGGGUUCCCUUCGAGUGCACUGGGGGCUGCACUGGACGUGUGCAGGGGUCUCCGCUCUGGGAGAUGGGGCCUGGGAGCUGAAUGUGCCACACGGGCAUUGGCCUCUGCCCCACGGUUCUGUCCCUGCGUCUCUGCCUCCCCUGGCCUGCGGCGCUACCCAGCUCUGCCGCCCCACCCUUCUGCCCCCGUGCCCUUCCUGCACCCCACUCACCCGCUUCCUUCAGGCGUGGGGGGCCUGGGGCUCCGGCCUGCCGAUGUAAGCUGGGGUCUCCUGGGGCUCAGCGAGCGUGGGCUGCAUGGGGACGACCUGGACGCUCUGCCCCUGCCGCCGGCAGAGACCCUCCUGCUGGCCCCUUUUCUGGAGAAGCAGGGGGUGUUUGUAGGUGUGUGGCCAGCCCGGGAUGCUGCCCCUGCAGGCAGUGCUGGCCUGGCUCCAGCACCGCUCACGGGAUGAAGGUGGCAGCUGCCUGCAAUGGGGGGUGAGCUCUAGCAGGGUCCCCUGCUCCGGCUGGGGGAGUUGGUGGGGGCCACCUCCCGCAGCCCUGCCCCAAAGCUCCUCCCUGCCUGGGCCCUGUGACUGGGGCUCUGCACUCGCUUUCUCUGCCAGUCCCCAGCGCCUGCUGCUGCUGCCCCCUCGGAGCCGAGCCCCUGGCAGGGCCCUCCACUGCCUAGCAAGAGACUGUGAACUCUGCACUCGGACCAAUAAAUGCCUGGCACUGUC